Molecule: messenger RNA, 394 nt
Organism: Acanthisitta chloris (rifleman)
Lineage: Eukaryota; Metazoa; Chordata; Aves; Passeriformes; Acanthisittidae
Product: cytochrome P450 1A4-like
Exons: 2
Biological process (GO): progesterone metabolic process; hormone biosynthetic process
Molecular function (GO): iron ion binding; heme binding; steroid 17-alpha-monooxygenase activity
Source: RefSeq, a predicted model, not a curated record
CACCACAAAAGCGACAGCACUGAAUGGCUACUACAUCCCCAAGGACACCUGUGUGUUUAUCAACCAGUGGCAAGUGAACCAUGAUGAGAACCUUUGGAAGGAUCCCUCAGCCUUCAAGCCUGAGAGGUUUCUCAACGCUGCAGGGACUGAGGUAAACAAGAUGGAGAGUGAAAAGGUGUUGUCUUUCGGCCUGGGGAAGAGGCGAUGCAUCGGGGAGACCAUAGGCCGCUGGGAGAUCUUCCUCUUCCUCACCACCCUGCUGCAGCAGCUGGAGUUCAGCCUCCGUCCUGGUGAUGAGGUGGACAUCACUCCUCAGUAUGGACUGACCAUGAAGUACAAGAAGUGUGAGAGCUUCCAGAUCAAGCAGCGCUUUCCCAUGAACAACUCUUCAUAA